This is a messenger RNA of Jaculus jaculus (lesser Egyptian jerboa), 1966 nucleotides long. It is a transcript of the gene E2f4, whose product is annotated as E2F transcription factor 4. The record is from RefSeq and is a predicted model, not a curated record. Gene Ontology annotation, cellular component: RNA polymerase II transcription regulator complex. Lineage: Eukaryota; Metazoa; Chordata; Mammalia; Rodentia; Dipodidae. Gene Ontology annotation, biological process: regulation of transcription by RNA polymerase II. Gene Ontology annotation, molecular function: DNA-binding transcription factor activity, RNA polymerase II-specific; RNA polymerase II cis-regulatory region sequence-specific DNA binding; protein dimerization activity. Bases 1 to 1233 code for a protein of 410 amino acids. The transcript has 10 exons.
AUGGCGGAGGCCGGGCCACAGGCGCCGCCGCCCCCGGGAACCCCAAGUCGGCACGAGAAGAGCCUAGGACUUCUCACUACCAAGUUCGUGUCGCUCCUGCAGGAGGCCAAGGACGGUGUGCUUGACCUCAAGCUGGCAGCUGACACCUUAGCUGUGCGCCAGAAACGGCGGAUUUACGACAUUACCAACGUGUUGGAAGGUAUUGGUCUGAUCGAGAAAAAAUCCAAGAACAGCAUCCAGUGGAAGGGUGUGGGCCCAGGCUGCAAUACCCGGGAGAUUGCUGACAAGCUGAUUGAGCUCAAGGCAGAGAUCGAGGAGCUACAGCAGCGGGAACAAGAACUUGAUCAGCACAAGGUGUGGGUGCAGCAGAGCAUCCGGAAUGUCACAGAGGACGUGCAGAACAGCUGCUUGGCCUAUGUGACUCAUGAGGACAUCUGCAGAUGCUUUGCUGGAGACACCCUCCUGGCCAUCCGGGCCCCAUCGGGCACCAGCCUAGAGGUGCCCAUCCCAGAGGGUCUCAAUGGGCAGAAGAAAUACCAGAUUCACCUGAAGAGUGUGAGUGGCCCCAUUGAGGUGCUGCUGGUGAACAAGGAGGCUUGGAGUUCGCCACCUGUGGCUGUGCCUGUCCCGCCCCCUGAGGAUCUGCUCCAGAGUCCACCUGCUGUUUCUACCCCUCCACCCCUGCCCAAGCUCACAUUAGCCCAGCCCCAAGAAGCCUCCCGUCCAAGCAGUCCUCAGCUAACCACCCCUACCCCCAUUCCUGGCAACACUGAAGUCCUAGGGGUGGCCAGCCCAGCAGCUGAGAUUGCAGUGAGUAGUGGCCCUGGAACCGAAAGCAAGGACAGUGGUGAGCUCAGCUCACUCCCGCUGAGCCUGACAGCACUGGACACCCGGCCGCUACAGUCUUCUGCCCUGUUAGACAGCAGCAACAGCAGUAGCAGCAGCAGCAGUAGCAGCAGCAGCAGUUCAUCUGGACCCAAUCCUUCUACCUCCUUUGAGCCUAUCAAGGCUGACCCCACGGGCGUUCUGGAACUCCCAAAGGAGCUGUCAGAAAUCUUUGACCCCACACGAGAGUGUAUGAGCUCAGAGUUGCUGGAGGAGUUGAUGUCCUCAGAAGUGUUUGCCCCCCUACUCCGACUUUCUCCACCCCCCGGAGACCACGAUUACAUCUACAACCUGGAUGAGAGUGAAGGUGUCUGCGAUCUCUUUGAUGUGCCUGUUCUCAACCUCUGACAGGAACAUGCCCUAUGUGGCUGGGACCCCAGACUGUCUGGGCUGGGAGCUAACUAGUGACCUCCCCCACUGCACCCCUCACAGCUUGAGAACAUCAGACUCCUGGCUGUGCCACCCUGUCUCCUCCCACUGGCACUUGAAGUGUGCUAGCAGAGCAGCGGGAAGGGCUAAGGCUCCACAUGGAGCCAAAGUGUUUGCCGGUCCUCUUUGGGAGCCUUCUCCAGCCAGGCUUAGCUGCCACUGAGUGGCACAGACCUGCCAUCCCCCAUAGGGCAACUUGUCCAGCCAACUGCCCUGCUCCUGCCAGCCACUCUUUCCCUAAGGAGGAAGGAGUGGGGUAGAGCUGGGCGCUUGCCAGCUACCACUCUAGCUUCCUUCCUCACCCAGCUUACCCUAUGGCAACUGGACCUCUCUGUGCUCCUCUACUGCUGGGCCCUGAGCCCUGGAGAUCCUGCCCAUGGUGGUGGGGGGUGCUAAUAAGAAGGAACUGAGGCCUCUAACUAGGAAUCUGUGUGGGUUGGUCCUGGAAGAUAGGCCCAACCUCCUGAUGCCCCAUAGCCCUCCCCCUUCAUUUCAUUUAUUCCCCCUCAUUUAGAGCCAUUUGCAGAGAUUUAGAAAGAUUUACAGUAACGAAUGGAUUCCUAUAUAAAGAUUAUUUUUAUACUUUUUGCAGCAAAAGGAAAUUGUAAUAUUUGUACAGCAUCCAAGUGAAUAAAGACCAUGCCUAAGGCUA